Molecule: messenger RNA, 330 nt
Organism: Wallemia ichthyophaga EXF-994
Lineage: Eukaryota; Fungi; Basidiomycota; Wallemiomycetes; Wallemiales; Wallemiaceae
Product: UPF0045 protein sll
Exons: 1
Coding region: 1-330 (109 amino acids)
Cellular component (GO): cytosol
Source: RefSeq, a predicted model, not a curated record
AUGUACUGCUGCGCCGACUUCUGCCUUAUUCCAUUUGGCUCGUUCUCUCUCAAUCCUGACAAUUCCUCCGUCGCUGACGAGCUUGCUGUUGUCCAACGCAUUCUCGCCGAAACCCGUCUGACGCACAAACUCAACGGCCACGGUACAGAGCUUGAGGGCGAGUGGGAUGCUGUCACAUCGGCCGUCAAAUCUUGCCACCAAGCACUACAUGAUCUAGGUGUUCAUAGGAUCUGCUCGGAUAUCCGUAUAAGCACCAGGAUCGAUAAGGCUUCGGGAGACGGUGCAAAUGCGGCGAAAGUUAAGGCGGUGGAGGAUAUACUCAGGAAGUAA